Messenger RNA from Humulus lupulus (European hop), 1357 nucleotides. Its product is annotated as transcription initiation factor IIB. The record is from RefSeq and is a predicted model, not a curated record. Bases 182 to 1120 code for a protein of 312 amino acids. Gene Ontology annotation, molecular function: TBP-class protein binding. Gene Ontology annotation, cellular component: transcription preinitiation complex; nucleus. Gene Ontology annotation, biological process: DNA-templated transcription initiation; transcription preinitiation complex assembly. The transcript has 7 exons. NCBI's taxonomy places the organism in Eukaryota, Viridiplantae, Streptophyta, Magnoliopsida, Rosales, Cannabaceae.
UCUUACAUUCUUCUCGUCCUCACCCAAAACCAAACAAAAUCCCCAAAAGAGGAAGAGAAGCAAACUUGUUCUGCUAUUCUUCCUAACGAGAACGAAUCCUAUUUUCUCUGGAAAAUAAUAUUUUUGUUUUCUUUCCAGCCAAACACCCUUAAAUUUUACUGUAAUUUGAAAGAAAAACAAAAUGUCUGAUGCGUUUUGCUCCGAUUGCAAGCGCCAGACAGAGGUGGUGUUCGACCACUCGGCUGGGGACACCGUUUGUUCCGAGUGUGGACUCGUGCUUGAGUCUCACUCCAUUGAUGAGACCUCCGAGUGGCGUACUUUCGCUAACGAGUCCGGAGAUAACGAUCCGGUCCGUGUUGGUGGCCCUACGAACCCUCUCCUCGCGGAUGGUGGGUUGUCCACUGUCAUCGCCAAGCCCAACGGUGCUAGCGGCGAGUUCUUGUCUUCGUCUCUGGGCCGGUGGCAGAAUCGUGGGUCUAAUCCGGAUCGGGGUUUGAUUCAGGCGUUUAAGACCAUUGCUACCAUGUCUGAUAGGUUGGGCCUUGUAGCAACCAUCAAGGAUCGAGCAAAUGAGAUUUAUAAGAGGGUCGAGGAUCAGAAAUCCAGCAGGGGAAGGAAUCAGGAUGCGUUGUUGGCGGCUUGCCUAUACAUCGCUUGUCGACAAGAAGACAAACCACGAACUGUAAAGGAAAUUUGCUCUGUCGCCAAUGGAGCCACAAAGAAGGAAAUUGGCCGAGCAAAAGAAUACAUUGUGAAACAGCUGGGGUUGGAGAAGGGUCAGACAGUGGAGAUGGGGACAAUACAUGCUGGGGACUUCAUGCGGCGAUUCUGUUCCAAUCUUGGUAUGAACAACCAAGCUGUUAAAGCUGCCCAAGAAGCCGUGCAGAAGUCGGAAGAAUUUGAUAUAAGGAGGAGCCCUAUAUCUAUUGCAGCAGCUGUUAUUUACAUUAUAACUCAGCUCUCCGAUGAUAAGAAGCCUCUCAAAGAUAUCUCUGUUGCUACCGGCGUAGCAGAAGGAACAAUCAGAAAUUCGUACAAAGAUCUGUAUCCCCAUGUAUCGAAGAUCAUACCAAGCUGGUAUGCCAAGGAAGAGGAUCUCAAGAACCUCUGCAGCCCUUAGUUGUAAAAGAGCUCAAAAAUGAUGCGGGAAUAUACAGAUGACUCUGAAUAGUUUUUGGAGAGUUGAACUGUUUUGAUUGUAGUGAAACGUUCAACAUACAGUGCAAAAUGCUUUUAAUCUGUCUUUAUAGUUAUCUUACUGCUUUUUCCAUAGUAAUUUUACCGCUGAUAAUUUUACUAUAUGCUUGAAACUAGCAACAAUAAUUCAAUAUAUUUAUUUUUUAUUUGAUGCACCAAA